Messenger RNA from Equus caballus (horse), 4132 nucleotides. It is a transcript of the gene DCUN1D2, whose product is annotated as defective in cullin neddylation 1 domain containing 2. Gene Ontology annotation, cellular component: ubiquitin ligase complex. Gene Ontology annotation, biological process: protein neddylation. The record is from RefSeq and is a predicted model, not a curated record. Gene Ontology annotation, molecular function: cullin family protein binding; ubiquitin conjugating enzyme binding; ubiquitin-like protein binding. NCBI's taxonomy places the organism in Eukaryota, Metazoa, Chordata, Mammalia, Perissodactyla, Equidae.
AAUUUUGUUUUACCACCAUGACAGGAUUUUAAAAUCUAGCAUUGAUGGCAAUUUCAUGAUAAAGAUAUGACGGUUCUUCCUAAUGGUGUACCAUUUUUGGGUUGAACGUCUGUCUCUAUCUUAAGGUUUCUGAGGUAACCCUUGGCUUUGCCCUUGGCUAUCAACUUCAUAAAAGAUGCCAGCUUUAUCUUUUGUCAGCUUACUGUCAAAGCAUAUGGGAUCUGCCCUAAUUUAACUGAAUUUGAUCUCACCAAAUAUUGUCACCUUUAGCUUUUUGUCUAGUUCUUUUCAAAGGCUCAAUUUCAGGAGAUAACGUAUGGAGCGUGUAUUCCAUGUUUUCUCCUGGAAUCUAGAUCAGGAUUGCAAACCACAGCCCACUUGCUAGCGGCCUGUGUUUCUCAGUAAAGUUUUAUCAUGCACAGCGCGCCCACUCGUUUGCGUGUUGCCUGUUGCCUGUUGCCUGUGGCUGCUUCCGCUGCAGUGGCAGAGCCGAGUAGCUGCAGUAGAGGCCCCUGGCUCCUGACGCAGCUCAUCAGUUCUUAACCUGAGCCCCACCCCCGCCCCCUGAUGGCAUAGAUGGGCUUAAAUGGUCUGUGAAGACCCUGACAUUGUACCUGAAGCCACGUGCACGUGUGCGUACCACGUGUUUUCCUGGAGAGAGGAUCCAUGACUUCCAUCAGAAUCCACAAGGGAUCAAAGACUGCGAGUGAUCAACAGUCAUCCCUCUAUGUAGCCAAAACGUUAAUUCCCUGUUGCCCUAGAACAGCAGUUUUAGUCUCGGGUCACCUACACACGCUAAAAACUCAUGGGACCCCAAGGAGCUUUUGUUUGUGUUGGUUGUAGCCGCGAGUAUUUACCACAUUAGAAAUUAAAGUUGGAAGUUUGAAAGUAUGCAUUUACAGAUUUAAAAAUAACAAUAAUAAACCCAUUACACAUUCACGUUACAUUUUUGCAAGUAUCUUUGUCUGUCUUCGGCAAGGUAGGUUCUCAGAUCUGCGUUGUCUGUGGUGCCCCACGCGUCGUGCAGCCCCUCCCGCGCAUGGAGUGAGAGAGGCAGGCACUGCGGGGCCGCUGCGCAGGUGCUUCUGUCCCGUGGAACCCUGGAAGGUCAGAGCCAGGCCCCGGGCCACACCAGGAGAGCGGGGUGUGUGGGCUGCAUGGUCUUUUCCUGCUGAGCUGUGCUCUGCUCUGGGCAUCAGCAUGCACUUCAGGCGCUUGAGGAAAAGCCUCAGAAGCCUGCUCUGCUGGUUGCUGUUGGCUUCUGGGUGAGGAGCUGGUCUGUGCAACCAGGACGGUGCGUGUGGCCCUUGAUGGCAGCCACUUCCUUCAGUUUCAGUGCCGGGGGAGCUGGGCCACUUUUGGGCUGCUGAAGACUGUGCAGUCUUUUUAACUGAUGAAGAACAGGCUUUGUCUUCCUGUAAUUCUGGAAUGAAGUUGAGUCACCCAACAAGAAAAAACUAAGUCCUGUUAGAAUAUACGCAUAGUGAUAGAAUGCUGAAACAAGCUUCUGGACCGGCUUCAUUGGCUGUCCUGCUUCUUUUGCAUCCCAAAGCAUAAGCUUAAACCAUCUCAGAAGGACAAGGUCCGCCAGUUUAUGGCAUUUACUCAGACUGGCGAAAGAACCGCCAUCUACUGCCUGACGCAGAAUGAGUGGAAACUAGACCUGGCCACAGACACCUUCUUCCAAAACCCGGACUCGUUCCACCAGGACUCCAUGAGAAACACCGUGGACAAGAAGAAGCUGGAGCAGCUGUAUAGCAGGUACAAAGACCCACAGGAUGAAAAUAAAAUUGGAAUUGAUGGGAUUCAGCAGUUCUGUGAGGAUCUAAGCCUGGAUCCCGCCAGUGUCAGCGCUUUGGUUAUAGCCUGGAAAUUCAGGGCAGCGACUCAAUGUGAAUUUAGCAAAAAGGAGUUUGUGGAUGGCAUGACAGAGCUUGGGUGCGACAGCACAGACAAGCUGAAAGCCCUUCUGCCAAGACUGGAGCAAGAGCUUAAGGACGCAGUGAAGUUCAAGGAUUUUUAUCAGUUCACCUUUUCCUUUGCCAAGAACCCCGGGCAGAAAGGUUUAGAUUUAGAAAUGGCUAUUGCAUAUUGGAAUUUAGUAUUAUCUGGAAGGUUUAAGUUUUUAGAUCUGUGGAACACCUUUCUGUUGGAACAUCACAAAAGAUCGAUCCCAAGGGACACUUGGAACCUUCUGCUAGAUUUUGGAAAUAUGAUUGCGGAUGACAUGUCCAACUACGAUGAAGAAGGUACGAGAGGCUGCUGUGCUCCAGGGGCGUGGCCUGUUCUCAUAGAUGAUUUCGUGGAGUAUGCACGGCCAGUAGUCACAGGUGGCAAACAUUCAGGUGGACUAAGAUUAUGAAGCGCAGGGCAUCCGGCGAGGAGACAUUUGGUCAGUUGCUGUGCUCGUGUGUCGCUGAUGUCGGGAGUCGUCCUUGAAGGGUCCUGAGUGGGACGACCUCCUCACUCUGCGAAGGAAGGUGCCUGGAGUCCCUCAGAGGACGGCUGCCUCGGAGCGUCUGGGGAUGGGCCACGUAGCUGUCACUUUAGGAGAUUUCUGCAUGGUUUUUAUAUUUAUGGAAAAGUAGCCUGGAGCUGUUUGUGGGACAGCAGAGCGCGCUGUUGGCCGUGGUUUGAAGUGGACAGAGCAGUCACCAUGCCCCACCGAGUUACCCUAAUUACACUUGAAAACAGUGGAGGCGGUUGUAUUUUUAUACAAGUCAGGUCUGUUAAAAUGUGCGCUGAAGAAGAUCUUGUCGUGGGUUCUAAGGUUUUUUAAAGUUGAUGCCAGGAAUUCAAGCUAUAUAUUUUUUGAAUUAUCAAAUAUCUAGAUUUGCCAGAUUUAUUUUUGCUUUAGUUUCCUACAGACGGUCAUCUGAGAAUCACUCCAUGGUUUUAAUUCCCCGCUGCUGUUUGCACAGCGAUGGCACACAGGGUGUGACUCCAGGAGUUUUCUUUUCAACUGUUGACAAGUCAGCAGGCCUCUUUUACUUCUAAUAAUGUCAUUUAAACUUCCUAAGAAGUUUCAUAAAGUAUGCUUUUUUAAAAAAUGUAUUUUAUCACAUUUAAAAAGACUUUUUCCAUGAAAAAUAUUUAUGAGUGAUGAAUUAUAGAUUUAAAAAUCAAGUGAGUGGUUUUCUUUCGAUGUCUGAAUACCUUAAUGUCCCCCUCCAGCCCCUCGUGUGGCCGUAUACAGUGGAGCUAAAAUACACAUCACUGUCCAAAAAACCCCAAGCGGAAUCCUCCGCCUCUCCGGUGCAGCUGGGAGCAGAGGCUGUGCCAUCAGAGGCAGCCCGCCGUGCCGCCUGCUCUCCUCUCAGGAAGCUCUGAGUGGUGUUUGGAAAAUCACUGUGUGGACUCUACCUCAUGUUUAAGAGACCUCCACGUCACCAGCGUGCCUGCUGCCCGGCCUGCAGCCCAGGUCAUGAGACAGACUAACUGGGCUACUUCACAGGAGAGAGGAGAUGCACCUCAGAUUUCCUGUGACGGGUGCCUGAAAUGCGUCGUUGGAUUUGACUCCCAGAUGGAGAUUCACUCCGUGCUGCAGGAAGCGUCGGUGUCGCCGUGAGGUUUGUGUGCACCUGCUGUGUGUGGACUAGUGUGCCUCGAGAAGCAGUCUCUCAGGGCAGCAGGCCAUGGAGGAUUGGAAAGGGGGCUGGGGGCCUGGAGACCGCAGGCGAGGCUGCUGCAGGACGCACUAAGUCACGGCUCCCCCGGUCCCCGCUUCCACGGCUGCAAAGGGAGAAAGAUCGUCUCCGCCUGCAAGUCUGUGACUCUAAGAGAGCACUUAUUUUAUAUGAUAAAUCUGACUCUAAUAAAAACCUCAAUUUUAAAGUAUCCUUCAAGGCUUCAUGGAUUCUUGACGUGUAAGUGUUCUGUUCCGAGAAGGUUCUAGAACCCAGGUAAUCCUGUAUAGAUUAUGGAGGUCUGCGACACUUCUUAAGAUUUACAGUUUAUGGAGAAAAAGUGCUCUGCAGAGUUGUUUAUCGAUAGGUAUCCAAACAUUAGUAUUUGGACAAAGGCUCUUCAAAGACUCGUGGGUUUCUUUUCCUUCUGUUACACACGUUUAAGUCAGGCAUGCUCUGAGAGUGCCGAGAACUUCAGAAACAUUAAAAUAAAUUAUUUUCUCUGG